GUGUGUGUGUGUGUGUGUGUGUGUGUGUGUGUGUGUGUGUGUGUGGAUGGGUGGGUGUGUGUGAGAGUGUGUGUGUGUCUUUAGACUGAGUAGAUACGAGCACAUGCUGACACUAACGUGGAUAUUAAUAAGGAUUAUCUUAACUUCACGCCACCACGUAUCAGUGUUGCUGUUGGAGAUGUUUUCUUCUCUGGUUGUGGCCGUGCUGGGUUUCUUCUGCUUCAGCUUGGAGACCAAUGCGUCUCCUCUGGGACCUCCGCUGCUCUACGGACCCGACGUAGCGCUGGACGGACACGUCGUUGAGUUUGGGUGUCGGGUGCUCCGCCCCCCAGGAGAGCCCCUCCUCCUGCAGCUGUUCAGGAGGUGACACCAUGUGUUCAGGAGGUGACACCGUGUGACCAGGUGACACCGUGUGACCAGGUGACACCAUGUGAUCAGGUGACACCAUGUGACCAGGUGACACCAUGUGACCAGGUGACACCAUGUGUUCAGGAGGUGACACUAUGUGACCAGGUGACACCAUGUGACCAGGUGACACCAUGUGACCAGGUGACACCAUGUGAUCAGGUGACACCAUGUGACCAGGCAGGGGCUCCGCUCCAGGGCCCUGGCUUUCUACACCUCCCUGGACGGCAGCCCGGCCGUCUUCCCCAUGGUGGUCCGACGCGCCUCCCACGAGGGGAACCUGGAGUGUGUGGCCAGCGUGCAGAACAACUCCCGGAUCCAGCCCUCCGUCAGCCCACCGCAUCGCCUCAAGGUCCUGGUGCCCGUGGGCGGAGCCACGCUCGCCAUCCGGUCCCGGGAGGAGGAGUUCUUUGAGGGGGAGCGUCUGGUUCUGAGCUGUAACGUGACGUCAGGGAACUACGUCUCCUACAGCUGGCUGCUGGACGACCAGCCCCCCCCCGGCCCCACCCCCCAGCCUGGCCCCGCCCCCCACCACACCCACCCGGACCUCCUCAUCCCCAGAGCUGGACCGCAGCACUCUGGGAGCUACGUCUGUGUCGCCUCCAACCGAUACAACGACACCGAGGUCUACCGCGCGGCCAGCCCCAAGGUCAUGAUCACAGUCAAAGAGUUGGCCUCCCGCCCUGACCUUUCCUACGCCGUGGAGAAGCAGAACCAGACCUUCUCGGCGCGGGUCACCUGCCUGUCCAGCAGAGGGACCCCCCCGAUCACCUUCUCCCUCCUGGGGGGCGCCGUGCUCCUGGCCCGGCAGACCUCCGAGCAGGGUCCGAGCGCCUCCUUCAGCGUGCCCCUGGUCCCGGACGCCCCGCCCCGAAGGCUGCGCUGCCGGGCCGAGAACGGGGGGCGGGUCGCGGACGGGACGGAGACGGCCGUACACGUGGCGCCGGUGGGCGGGCCGGUGACCCUGACCUAUGAGUACAUCACGGCGGAGGACUUCUCCGUGACCGCAGUGACGUUCUUCUGCCGGGUGGCCAAGGGAAGCCACCCCCGCUUCCAGUGGUUCCUCAACGGCACCCUGCUGGGCCCAGACGCGCCGGCCUUCUACACCCUGCUGCAGCCGUCCGCCCGGCAGUCUGUCCUCCUGCUGCCCGUGGACAGACGGAGCUCCGGGACGUACCACUGCCGGGUGUCAGACCUCUACGACAACACGACGGGGGUCCCGAGCGGGAAGCUGUACCUAGACAGAGAAGGUGAACGCUGGUCUGUGCCUAGACAGAGGAGCGCUGAACCGCCUCUCCAGCGCGGUCGUCGCGAUGGUCUUCAGCUGCUUUGGUCUGGUGAUCGCCUGCGUCUCCGCCUGCUGCUGCGCUGGGCUGAUCUGCAGUGGACCUCUGAGGUGAAGGGUGUGGUCCUGGCCUUUGAAGAGGAUCUGGACUGGGAGGAGUACAGAGAGCAGGCUGAGGGCCUGACCGCCGCCGGACUGGAGUCUCAUCUGCAGGAGGCCCUGGCCUCGGAAGAGGAGGAGGAGCAGCGGCCGGAGAACCGGGAGACCCAGAGGAGAACACGGAGCGAUGAGGAGAACACGGAGCCAUGAGGAGGAGAACACGGAGCGAUGAGGAGGAGAACACGGAGCCAUGAGGAGGAGAACACGGAGCCAUGAGGAGGAGAACACGGAGCGAUGAGGAGGAGAACACGGAGCGAUGAGGAGGAGAACACGGAGCGAUGAGGAGGAGAACACGGAGCCAUGAGGAGGAGAACACGGAGCCAUGAGGAGGAGAACAGGGAGCGAUGAGGAGGAGAACACGGAGCGAUGAGGAGGAGAACACGGAGCGAUGAGGAGGAGAACGCAGGAGGAGCAGCCAGAGAACCGGGGAACCGGAGCUGAACAGCGCUGGUCUGAACAGAACUCUCAACUGGUCGGUUUGGGACCAGAAAACAUCUGUAAUCUGAUAUAAGGUUCCCCGGUCAUAACCAACAGCUUUAAUAUAUGACAUAAUAAUAAUAUAGAUAAAAUAACUUAAAGAACUGGUCUGCCUCGACUUUUAAUGUACACGUGUCUUCAAAUAAUACAGGCACGGCCUGUGUCAUUUUGUUUUCAGGCAAACUGAUACCUUUUUUUCCCUAGUUAUUAUUAUUAUUAUUAUUGUAAUAUAAUACAUUAUUAUUACUACUAUUAUUAAUCCCCCUGCUGGUAACCUGAGGUAACAGCAGGUCUGCUGCCCCUGCUGGUACCCUAAGGUAACAGCAGGUCUGCCGCCCCCUGCUGGUAACCCGAGGUAACAGCAGAUCUGCCGCCUCCUGCUGGUACCAGGAGUUAAUGCUGUCUGGAGAAAAACGCCACGUACAAUAGGGUAGCAUAAUCCUUUUAAUGUGACUGGGUUACCCAGCCAUUAAGUUUGUUCAAUUAGGGUUAGGAAUUCCACGUAUGCCUAAGUCUGUAAUAUUAAAGCUUAGUGGAUACUCGCACUGCACUGGCAUAGUUUAAAGUAUCUAUCUAGUAUCAUUGUAGUUUUUCCACAAUGUCUUGUUUUUUUUAAACGAUUUAUGAUGACUAUAUGCUCUGUAAGGUGACCUUGGGUGUCUUGAAAGGCGCCUCUAAAUUGAAUGUAUUAUUAUUAUUAUUACAUUUAGAUAAUCGUGUCGUCAUUCCCAUCCCUCCACGACGGUAUCUGGUUGGGAACAGACCUUUUAAUAAAGUCAUUCAUUAAAAUUAAAA
Messenger RNA from Gadus morhua (Atlantic cod), 3121 nucleotides. RefSeq lists its product as uncharacterized. Gene Ontology annotation, biological process: cell-cell adhesion. Gene Ontology annotation, molecular function: cell adhesion molecule binding. The transcript is spliced from 13 exons. NCBI's taxonomy places the organism in Eukaryota, Metazoa, Chordata, Actinopteri, Gadiformes, Gadidae. The record is from RefSeq and is a predicted model, not a curated record. Gene Ontology annotation, cellular component: plasma membrane; cell-cell junction. Bases 653 to 1999 code for a protein of 448 amino acids.